AUGGCAGCUGCAGGUCCAAAACCCGCUCAAUCAACAACCAAAAAGACUUAUCCUUUUUGGCUUGGUGGAGCGGCAGCAUGUUGUGCGGCAACAAUCACUCAUCCUCUCGAUUUAACAAAAUAUAGAUUACAAACAAUGACUGUCAAAAAAGGAAUGUUUGCAACUAUGGCUUUAAGUGUAAAAGAAGAAGGAGUAAAAAGUUUAUUCCAUGGCUUGACAGCAACUUGGUUACGUCAAGGCAGUUAUUCGAUCACACGUUUUGCUGCUUAUGAGAAAGCUAAAGAUUUCUUUGUUCCAGAUGGUCAGCAAGCAACAUCAAGUCAAUUAUUCUUAUGCUCUGGAGGUGCCGGUUUUGUAGCAGGUAUUGUCGGUGUACCAGCAGAAAUUGUACUCGUUCGUAUGUGCAGUGAUCUAAACAGACCUGCAGACCAACGAUACGGAUACCGCAAUUCCGUUCAAGGACUGGUUCGUAUUGCCAAAGACGAAGGAGCAAGCGUCCUCUUCCGCGGUCUUACGCCUAAUGUUACCCGUAGUGUGGUGAUGAACGUUGGUCAAAUGGGAGGAUAUGAUUUAUUCAAACGUUUAUUAUUAUCUUUGAACAUCUUACCCGAUGGACCUGCAUUACAAACAGCAGCUUCAUUCUGUGCAGGAACGCUAUCCACAACUUUGGUGACACCAGUAGAUGUGAUUAAAAGUCGUAUUCAAAACGCCCGUGGUGCUGAUGCUCAAUUGGGUAUCAUGGGUAUGAUUAGCAAAAGUUUGAAAGCUGAUGGACCAUCUGUUUUGUUCCGCGGUUGGACGCCUGCAUUCUUGCGUUUGCAGCCUCAAACGACGUUGUUGUUCUUGUUCUUUGAACAAUUCAAGGGUAUCAUUGAUAAACAAAGGGAGGCAAAGUUGAAACAAUGAGCAUUGGGUGUCAUUCUUUUGGCCGCCGUCUAUCUCAACAGAGACGUUGAAAGAGCCAAUAAAUAAACAUUGAAUUGUCAAGAGAUCAUCAAAUACAAUCGAAAUCGAUACCUAACAAUUUAUGCUGUUUUACAUUUUGAAGUGUGUCAUGCUAUCCUCCUCUUAAGCGAAAGAAUUUACCAUGUGAUCUGAGCGAGGUUCUUAUAUCCGAUGUUGUACCUAUAUCCGAUAAAUUAAAAAAAGGUCCCACUACACGAUACUGCUCAGGUACCGU
Molecule: messenger RNA, 1180 nt
Organism: Meira miltonrushii
Lineage: Eukaryota; Fungi; Basidiomycota; Exobasidiomycetes; Exobasidiales; Brachybasidiaceae
Product: putative DIC1-mitochondrial dicarboxylate carrier
Exons: 3
Coding region: 1-906 (301 amino acids)
Biological process (GO): succinate transmembrane transport; oxaloacetate transport; mitochondrial transport
Cellular component (GO): mitochondrial membrane
Molecular function (GO): antiporter activity; malate transmembrane transporter activity; thiosulfate transmembrane transporter activity
Source: RefSeq, a predicted model, not a curated record